AUGGUAGUGGCUGGUGGCUGGUGGCGGUGGCUGGUGGCCGAUGGCGGACUGGCGGUGGCUGAUGGCAGUGGCUGGUGGCUGGUGGCGGUGGCUGGUGGCAGUGGCUGGUGGCAGUGGCUGGUGGCGGUGGGCCAACCGGCCGAUGGCGGCUGCGUGGGCGAGUGGCGGUGGCUGUCAGCGAGAGCAGAGAUGGCAGUGGCUGGUGGCUGGUGGCGGUGGCUGGUGGCCGAUGGCGGACUGGCGGUGGCUGAUGGCAGUGGCUGGUGGCUGGUGGCGGUGGCUGGUGGCAGUGGCUGGUGGCAGUGGCUGGUGGCGGUGGGCCAACCGGCCGAUGGCGGCUGCGUGGGCGAGUGGCGGUGGCUGUCAGCGAGAGCAGAGAUGGCAGUGGCUGGUGGCUGGUGGCGGUGGCUGGUGGCCGAUGGCGGACUGGCGGUGGCUGAUGGCAGUGGCUGGUGGCUGGUGGCGGUGGCUGGUGGCAGUGGCUGGUGGCAGUGGCUGGUGGCGGUGGGCCAACCGGCCGAUGGCGGCUGCGUGGGCGAGUGGCGGUGGCUGUCAGCGAGAGCAGAGAUGGCAGUGGCUGGUGGCUGGUGGCGGUGGCUGGUGGCCGAUGGCGGACUGGCGGUGGCUGAUGGCAGUGGCUGGUGGCUGGUGGCGGUGGCUGGUGGCAGUGGCUGGUGGCAGUGGCUGGUGGCGGUGGGCCAACCGGCCGAUGGCGGCUGCGUGGGCGAGUGGCGGUGGCUGUCAGCGAGAGCAGAGAUGGCAGUGGCUGGUGGCUGGUGGCGGUGGCUGGUGGCCGAUGGCGGACUGGCGGUGGCUGAUGGCAGUGGCUGGUGGCUGGUGGCGGUGGCUGGUGGCAGUGGCUGGUGGCGGUGGCUGGUGGCGGUGGCUGGUGGCGGCUGA
Messenger RNA from Ipomoea triloba (trilobed morning glory), 900 nucleotides. Its product is annotated as PE-PGRS family protein PE_PGRS30. The coding region runs from base 1 to 900 and encodes 299 amino acids. The record is from RefSeq and is a predicted model, not a curated record. The transcript has a single exon. NCBI's taxonomy places the organism in Eukaryota, Viridiplantae, Streptophyta, Magnoliopsida, Solanales, Convolvulaceae.